UCACAUGAAUUCGUGAAGUAUAAAAAUCCCAUACGUAUUUCAUCAUUUCACUCAACUCCCAAGGGGAAAAACUCAAACAGAAAGUGAGAAAGAGGAAAAGAGAAAUUCAACAGUCAGAAAGAUGGAACAAAUAGAGCAUAAAUAUGUUGAAGUGAACGGGCUAAAGCUUCAUGUAGCUGAAAUUGGAAGUGGGAAUUCCCCAGUUGUGUUGUUCUUGCAUGGAUUUCCCGAAAUAUGGUAUACUUGGAGGUUCCAAAUGAUAGCUGUGGCCAAAGCUGGUUACAGAGCUAUUGCACCCGAUUUCAGAGGAUACGGGUUGUCGGAUCAGCCACCCGAACCCGAGAAAACCACCUUUCUUGAUUUUGCCAAUGACACCCUUGCACUUCUUGAUGCUCUUGGCAUCUCUAAGGCUUUUCUCAUUGGUAAAGACUUUGGAUCUAUUGUCAUUUCCCGUUUUGUCAAUCUCUAUGAGGAGAGAGUCUCUGGAUUUAUUGUUAUGGGAGUGCCAUUUUGGCCCCCACACCCUCUCAAGUUUAAAGAAGACCUCCCUGAAGGCUUCUAUAUUUCAAGAUGGGGGGAGCCUGGGAGAGCUGAGGCUGAUUUUGGUCGCCUCGAUGCUAAAACAGUAGUGAGGAAUGUAUACAUUCUUUUCUCCAGAAGUCAAGUACCAAUAGCAAAUGAAAAUCAGGAAAUCAUGGACAUUGUGCAACCUUCAACCCCUCUACCCCCUUGGUUUUCUGAGGAAGACUUGGCUGCAUAUGGAGCUUUGUAUGAGAAUUCUGGAUUCAGAACUGCAUUGCAGGUUCCCUAUAGGUCACUGCAUGAACAAAUAGAUGUUACAGAUCCAACAGUUCAUGUUCCUGCGCUGUUUAUUGAGGGGAAGAAGGAUUAUGUCCUCAAAUUUCCAGGUAUUGAAGACUACAUUAGUGGAGAACUUAAAACUUUAGUUCCUAAUCUGGAGACGGCCUCUUUGCCAGAAGGAAACCAUUUUGUUCAAGAACAACUACCUGACGAGGUUAAUCAACUCGUGCUCAACUUCCUUACUAAGAAUAGUAAGCCUCAGUAAGGCUUUGUUCGCAAGCACUUUAACACUUUGGUUGUUCUAUCUCAUAUAGCCGACCCCAACUUGCUUGGGAUUGAGGCGUUGUUGUUGUUCCCUUUACUUAAAAGUGUUAAUCAAGUCCUAGUUGUGAUCUACAUAUAAUAUUUGCUGCAAUUUCUAUUAAGCAUCUUGAAUACGAAACAGUAUCUAGUGUAAGUAACUUGUUAAAUUGUCGCAAUAUAUAAGUAUGUCCAGUAUACUCUCCUGGUGAAGCUCAAAAUGAAUGAAUAAUGUAUAACCUGGA
This is a messenger RNA of Nicotiana tabacum (common tobacco), 1346 nucleotides long. Its product is annotated as epoxide hydrolase 3. The record is from RefSeq and is a predicted model, not a curated record. Lineage: Eukaryota; Viridiplantae; Streptophyta; Magnoliopsida; Solanales; Solanaceae. Gene Ontology annotation, molecular function: catalytic activity.